AUACGUGGCAGGGGGGGGCCUAUGAGGGGCGGCCCUGAGCCCGGAAGAGGCGUGGCCUGGAUCGGAAGUGAUCCGCUAAGCCCAGCCAUGUUGAUGGUGAGGGUGGUGGUGUUGUUGCUGGCUGUGUUGACGCUUCUUACGCUCGGUCGCGUCGUGAGCAUCGACGCAUACAUUGAGGAGUGCUUUCCGGAGCGUGUCCGGGCCGGCAUCAAGAUGGGGCUCAUCUUCGAGGUGAUCGAGGGUGCUUUCCUCGACAUCGACGUGGAGAUUAUGAGACCUGAUAAUCAAGUGAUUUACAAAGUUGAAAGAGAAUCCGAUGGAAACUACACAUUUGCUGCUCACAUGAAUGGAACUUACAAGUUUUGCUUCAGCAACAAAAUGGGAGCCACCCUGAUUUCUAAGAUAGUGAGUUUCACUAUUGAUAUUGGGGAAGUUCCACAAGGGCAAGACAUGGAGACAGAAGGUAAUUCUCCUGAAGCACCGUCACUCACCACUAAGAAUCCCCAUUGGACUCUGAGGAACCCUCUCGUAUUCAGUCCAACGCCAGGUAAUUCUCCCAAAGCACCUUCGCUCGCCACUAAAAAUCCCUGUCAGAUACCGAGGAACCCUCUUGCAUUCAGUCUCAUACCAGGUAACUCUCUCGAAGCACCUUCACUUACCACUAAGAAUCCCCCUUUGGACGCUGAGGGACCCUCUUGCAUUCAGUCUCACGCCAGAACAGAACAUGGACAGUAUGACAACCACAGGAAAACCAAUCAACGAUUCCCAGAAAUGAAGAGUCAUCGGAGGAGAAAGAUAAUACAGAAGGAGUGAUCCUGUGGGGGUGUAUCCUGAGGCCACCAUGGGCAGAUGGCACACCACUAGCUGAUUUCACCCACCCCAUUGUGGGGAGUGGGCAUCGACCUUCGACCUCUAGGCUGCUGAUAUCUGGCAUACUUCAAGCUAAAGCCACAGCGUAGUGUUUGUGUAUUGGCCAGAUAUACUUACUUUUCUUCUGUGACACCCUCAGGACUGGUAGAUAAGUAGAACUGGGGAGGGGGUGUAUUUUUUUUGCUUUGCCUACACUAUUCUUAUCUGCUAUCACUGUAUAUCAAUAAAACUUGCCUAUUAUUGAAUGGAAGAAGUUGUAGUUGGUCUGAGGCUUUGGGCGGCCCAGAACAAGAUAUCAGGACUGGGUCAUAAAUCCAGUGCCAACAGUCAGGAGGUCUUUAUGCAUAAUGGGACAUUGGGUCUCAACCUUUCCGGACUUUUGCAAUGAAAGAUCCCCCAUUGAGAUACUAUCCAUAGCUCUUGUGAACUGAGUAGCACCCAGUUUCAAAAACUGAUUUAUACAUUACAAUCAAUGCUCACCUACUUGCAGAGGGGCUGGAG
This is a messenger RNA of Gavialis gangeticus (Gharial), 1371 nucleotides long. RefSeq lists its product as uncharacterized. The record is from RefSeq and is a predicted model, not a curated record. Gene Ontology annotation, biological process: intracellular protein transport; Golgi organization; endoplasmic reticulum to Golgi vesicle-mediated transport. Lineage: Eukaryota; Metazoa; Chordata; Crocodylia; Gavialidae. Gene Ontology annotation, cellular component: endoplasmic reticulum-Golgi intermediate compartment; COPII-coated ER to Golgi transport vesicle; endoplasmic reticulum.